Messenger RNA from Prinia subflava (tawny-flanked prinia), 4361 nucleotides. It is a transcript of the gene CREG2, whose product is annotated as cellular repressor of E1A stimulated genes 2. Lineage: Eukaryota; Metazoa; Chordata; Aves; Passeriformes; Cisticolidae. The transcript has 4 exons. The record is from RefSeq and is a predicted model, not a curated record. The coding region runs from base 72 to 902 and encodes 276 amino acids.
GAGGGGCGGUGCGGGGCGGGCGGCGGCCGCGGGAGGGCGCGGCGGGCGCGGCGCGGGCGCUGCCGCAGAAGAUGUCGGCGGGGCGGCCGUGGCCGUGGUGGCUGCUGCCGGCGCUGCUGUGCGGCGCCGCGGGCGGCUACGUGGUGGUCAGCUCCGUGUCGUGGCCGCUGCCCGAGGCGGGGGCGGCGGCGGACGAGCUGCACAGCUCCUCCACCGAGGAGGCGCUGCCCGCGCUGCUGGAGGAGGCGGGCGGCCUCUGGAAGCAGAGCUACCCGGCCUCGGCGUACCGCGAGGAUGCGGCGCUGGGCUCCGGGCCGGCGGCGCGGCGGCCGGGGCAGGGGGCCGCCCCCUCCAGGAUGUUCUCCUACCGGCGGGAGGGCGGCGGGGCGCCGGGACGCGCCGGGACCGCCCGCUUCCUCGCCCAGCACAACACCUGGGGCUUCCUGGCGACGCGGGCCGCCCGAGGAAAGAUCCAAGGUAUGCCCUACGGGAACUGUUUACUUCUCAGCGAUGGUCCCGUCAAUAACAGCACUGGAAUCCCUUUCUUUUACGUGACACCAAAGGAUAACACUGUGACAGAUCUUCUCAAGAAUCCCAUGGCUUCUCUGACCCUCCCAGAAACAGAUGGAAAUUUCUGCAGAAAAAACCUAAUUGAUCCAGAGGAUCCAAGGUGUGCCAGGCUGACUCUCAUGGGACAGAUGGUCACGGUGCCUCCGGAGGAAAUAGAAUUUGCCAAGCAAGCAAUGUUUUCCAGGCACCCAGUGGUAAGGAAGUGGCCUCGUAGCUAUGAGUGGUUCUUCAUGAAAAUGAACAUUGAACACAUCUGGCUUCAAAGCUGGUAUGGAGAAGUUUCUCCCAUUGCAGUAGAAGAGUAUUUGAAAGCAGUUCCAAGUAAAGGAUGAUUGAAUGGGCUUUUGAGAUAGAAAUCUCCUGAGUUCCCUUUCCAGACACUUUUAAAAUUUCAUAGUAGGUGGUUUCUUUACAGUGAUAUUUUUCUUCUUCUCCCAAAAGGCUUCAAAAUAGCCCUGUCCCACAUGGAGCAGAGUGAAAAUAAGUCAACACAGACUUCCAAAUCAUAAAGGAGAGGUGGAUAUUAGCCCUACCCUGCAAUGUACAGACUUGUCAUUUCAAGCAGGCAAUGCGUCAUCUGAAAUGCUGUUUUUAAAAUGCUUUGUAUCUGUUUGUUUUGACUUCUAUUGCUGUGCACCCACAGGGAAACUACACUAUGUGCUAAAUAUAAUGUUCUGAUUUGCAGAAAAUGCAAAUUGCCUACUCAGAACCCUCUAUGCAUUGUGGAGGCAUUACUACUGCUUGGUCUGCCUUGAUUUGUAAGUACUUUAAGAGCAACUAAUUAGCUGCAAAUUUAGGUAUUUAAGUUUUAAAACAAAUUAUUUGCUAAAACUGUCCUCAUUUGCAAACUUCUGUUUUCUAUGUGUGCGUUUCCCUAAUUUGAUAAUUUGAUAUUUCACUUGGAAAUUGAGUAAAACUUCUCUCUUUAGCAGAAAAAAUGCAAUCACUUCAAACAACACAGCUCCAAUAUAACUUGUCUCUGACACAAAGCUGGUUAAAUACAGUAAAGGCCAAAAUCAAAUCAGCCCCACAAGGAUUAGCUCAAUACAAGUAUAAACAUUCUCAUAAGAAGAAUUUAAGUACAUGUUCUCAGCUAGCCUGUUCCUGUCAAGACAGGAAAAGUAUUUUUAAUGGCCUGUAGUCCCAUUUUUUUUUCUGCCUCCCUGCUCCAGCCACUGCUUUAUUUUUAACUGGCUUGUGCAACUGAUUUUUUGUAAGCCCUCACUAACUCACUGAGGGGUGGAGCCUGUCCCUCAACUCUGAUUCCUCCCCAAGAUUCAAAGGGCUUGUUCACGCAUUUAUUUUUUAAAGAAGCCUAAAGGUGGUAGAUAUUUCAAGGCAUGAAAAACUGCUUUUCCCAGUGUGGAAAGUGCAAACUUUGUUGCAAAAACAUUAUGUAUAGGCUUCUCAUGUGGUAAUACCAGAAGAAUUCAAAGGUAUUUUAAUUGCUGUCAGCUCUUUCUCUAGAUGCUCUCCUGGUAAACUUAUUCUGCAGUUCUUAAGGGUAUCACAGAAAGAAAAUUCCCAUGGCUAACCAGCCAAGUCACCACAGCUUGAAAAUUAUAUGGCUGCUGUUACAUUAAGAAGGAGACACAUGGAGAUGGGGUUUAUGUGCCUGUGAGGAAGGUCUUCCAGCAUCCCUGGGAGUGCAGUUGAGCCCUGGACAUCAGCCUGCACCACGUCUGGGCUGGGGAGGAGCCUGGGUGCCUGGGCGAGUGCCCUGAGCUUGUACAGGUUAAUCCCUGGGCAGAGCUCAGAGACAGCUGCAUGAGCUAUGAUCAGCUGGAAGCCAAUUAAAUGUAGCUGAGCUUAUUUUGGCUCAGGAGAGAGGGAGUCAUUCCCAGAACAGCUGGGCACCAUGCUGGUUUAACUACAAGGGGCUCCAGGGUGCCCAACUUAGCCCUAGGGUGAGUCCCAGGCCUCAGGCAUCACUACUAUUCCUGAUAUUCCGUAAGAAGCCGAGGCAAAUGAGGGGGAAAACUUUGUUUAGACACUCACUAAGCUUUUUUUAUUCUUGUCUCAUUGCCAGAGACUUUGUUAGCUGUCCAGAUCUUUUGCAGAGGUAAUUACACAAAAGAAGGAAGUGUCCUGCCUGAAUUUAUUUCCUUCUUUUUUUUGUUCUUGGCAGAUGAGCUGCAUUUUCACAUUUGAGUUUGCCCCUGAAUCUUGCAUUAUGUAAUACUGAAGCAAGAUGGCCUGUUCUGUACAGCUUUAUAGAAUACCAUCAAGUGAAAUGCUCCUUGAUUUCCUAUAAUCUUUGUCCACUAUGGAUUUGAUGACUUUGUCCAUUAGAAUUAAUAAGACUUUCAAACCCGAAUUCACCAGGAAGAAUACUAGUCCUUGUAAGAUAAUUUCACAGAUGUAACAUUUACGUGAAAGUAUGAUUACAUAUUUCCUUAUCCCAAUUCACUACUAUUCCCAGAGAAACUUGAAACCCUCAUUCUGUCCCCCACUCCUAAAUAAACACAGAUUAGGCAAAUCCAGAGUAUAAUCUUAAUGUUUAAACAAACUGAAGAAGAGAGGAAGAAUUUUAGAAGUGCUACUGUUACUAUACUCUCAAUUUCAUUCACAUGCCCUGGCAACAGUGACAUGGUCCUAUGUCCUUUCCAUUACCUUAUUAACUAGCCUUGAAGUAGUAAGGGACUGUGUCAAGAAGGUUCAGAAGAGCUUUAGUCAUUUAAGAAGUCAGCGUGUACUAAGAAAGAUUUUGAAUUUACAACACCCUACUCGUUAUAGGCUGCCUCCCUGCACACACAGAUUAACUGGAGUAGCUUCUGUAUUGUAAAAUGACACAUUCAUCAAGAAGCUUUUCUGUAUGGACCUGCCAUGAGGCUCUUGACUGAACCUCAAAACAUGAAAUGCUGCUGACAUGUAAAGUGACAAAAGGGGCCUCAUGAAGAAAUGCUGUCUUUUAUCACCUGUUCUCAUUUCAUGCUUCCUUCACCCAACGAAUAACUAUGAGAGUCCUCGAAAGUCUGUAGAAAUUCAUCAAAAAUACAACCUCAGAUUUUUAAUGGAAUUUUCCAGACAAAAAACAAAAAGGGAGGUGGUAGUAGUUUUCUUGUUUGGGUUUUAUAUUAUUAUUUACAUAGGCUAGCUCUAAUUUUUCUUUAAACAGACAAAUGUCUCAAGUAAUAUUGGUCAUCACAUGGUAAGUGAUGUUUAUCGAAGGUUUUAACCCAGAGUUUUAUCUGAAAUAUCACAAUAAAAACAUAACCUGAAGAUUGUAAAGUCUCAUCUUGCUUCAAUUGAAGUCAAUAGCAAAAAACCCAUUUAUUUGUUGAGCUUUAAUUAUUGGAUCAAACAAGCAUUUUCAUAAGUCUUGAUAAACUCUUAUGUAUGUAUUUAUUAAGCAUUUCAACUAGUCAGUGUGUAAUUUCCAUGUGUUCUGUAUUUUUGUUAUUUCUGUAGCUUCCAAAAAAAGUUUGUUGUGCAACAUGUUUAAAAUUUUAACUGUGGUAUUGCAAUAUUUAAAAGAUGUAUUAGUCAUUUGUGUAUAUUUGCUGAAAAAAGAAAAAUGAAGUUGAAAAGUUGGGUUCUCACUUCUUGCUAAUUAGGGCAAAAGAAAUGCAUGUACAGGAUUUAGGCACAGCUAUUUUGAACUGCUGUUCUUAUUUAACCAAAGAAUGCUCUGUUUCUGAUGAAAUUUUCAUCACUUCAGUGGUUGAAAUGCAACCUGUCCCAUUUCUGGAUGUGUAUUGCAAUUUGCAAUGUAUUUUGAUUUCUAGAAAUACUGAAAAUUGUUAACAAAGUGGCCAUGAAGAAGAAAUGCAAAUAAAACAAAUUUCAAA